Messenger RNA from Bradysia coprophila, 542 nucleotides. RefSeq lists its product as uncharacterized. The record is from RefSeq and is a predicted model, not a curated record. Lineage: Eukaryota; Metazoa; Arthropoda; Insecta; Diptera; Sciaridae.
GCAAGAAGCAGCUAUAAAAGUGAAUUUUGUAAGGUUAUGUCAGGUUCGGUGUUUUUGUUUUGAAAAUUGUUUGUUGUGAAUCGCAAAAAAAGCGAAUAGAAAAUCAUUUCACAUAUGCAAACGGUGCAACGUUGAACGACUAAAUUUAAAGCUCGUAUUCCAUCAUUAAAAGUUCAAAAUUUAGUCAAAAACAAUGAGAGUGAUAAUCCCGGAGUCUAGUCGAAAAAGCAACGAUCAAGAUUCAUCGGAUUCAAUAAUUUCGAAGAGACACAACGAUUGCUUACCAUGCAGACUAGUCAGCGGUUUCGGUAUUAUUGGAAUCGGUGGCUACAUUUAUUCUCAGGCAAAACAUCGCCCAGCUGGUGUCGGUAGGAAUCUUAUCAUCUCAACUGCUUUAGUUGCCAGUUACAUUGGUGUGGCGAGACUUACGCAACUCUAUCCAUUCGAUAAAAAGUAGAUUUUUAGGCUUAGCAUCUUACGUUUAAUGUAAAUCGAACCAAAAGUGGCCAUUAAAUGAGCAAACAUUGAGUUUAGAAUGAAAA